Molecule: messenger RNA, 1120 nt
Organism: Melanotaenia boesemani (Boeseman's rainbowfish)
Lineage: Eukaryota; Metazoa; Chordata; Actinopteri; Atheriniformes; Melanotaeniidae
Product: beta-galactoside-binding lectin-like
Exons: 4
Coding region: 81-488 (135 amino acids)
Molecular function (GO): galactoside binding; carbohydrate binding; laminin binding
Source: RefSeq, a predicted model, not a curated record
UCAGGGUGCAGACUGGGAGGCGAGGCCCUGCAGCACCCUCAUUUCUUCUCUGCUGUACUGGACUAAUUAUAUCUGCAAAGAUGAUGAAAGGUAUGAUCAUAAAGAACAUGUCCUUCAAAUCUGGACAAACCCUGACUGUUGUUGGAGUAGCUAAACCUGAUGCUACAGACUUUGCUCUGAAUGUUGGCCCAGAUGAGCAGGAUAUCACAUUUCACCUCAACCCCCGUUUUAACGCCCACGGAGAUGAAAAUACAGUCGUCUGCAAUUCAUUUGAAGGGGGCAACUGGUGUGAGGAGCAACGAGAGGAAUGCUUUCCUUUCCAACAAGGAGAAGAGUUCAAGGUCGUCAUUGAAUUCACACCUACUGAGUUUGUGGUGACUUUAUCAGACGGCUCCACAAUCCACUUCCCUAACCGCCUGGGAGCAGAGAAAUACUCUGUCAUCAGCAUCGAUGGGAACGCUCGCAUCAAAAGCUUCGAGAUCAUCUAAACCUCCAUCCGCCAUUGUACCUCAGGAUGGAAAUUCUCAUUUUGCCUUACUCUCUAUGCUUUAUUUGUUUAUCUGGCAACAGAUAAAAUAUUGCCCAAUUUGCCCUAAAUAUUCACAUUUCUGAAUCUAUGCAGUGCUAAAUUUUAUUGCUUAACACUUCACUACCAAAACUAAGUUUUGGAAAACUUUCCUAUUGGAUUUAAUGGUAAAGUUGUCCCAUUCUCGGUAGUGUACAUGUUGUCCUAAUCUGCAGGAAUUUAGUAUAUUGAAAUCAGAUCAAAGUAACCACACAGUUACAAAAAAAAAAAGUAGAGAAGUAAAAAGAAGCCUAACACAGCUAAAUAAAUUUUAACAAAUCUAAAUUUAUACAGCAAGUAAUGUGACUUCUCUGUGUGCUUGAUGUAAUUUCUGACUGAAAAGAAAACCGAAUGAAGUCAAACAGAGUUGUGACUUUACAGUUUACAUAGUACAGCUGGAAAGAGCCACCUGGGAUGUCAUAUGUUUUACUGAGAUGCUUUCAAGUGCUCUAUAAUAAUUUUUUUUCUUUGACAUUCCAACUUUGUAACUGAGAAUAUUGCUUACCUGUAACAGCGUCUAUUAAAGCAUGUCCAUUAAAAAAAACAAACAAACAA